This is a messenger RNA of Aphidius gifuensis, 3311 nucleotides long. Its product is annotated as myogenesis-regulating glycosidase. Gene Ontology annotation, molecular function: hydrolase activity, hydrolyzing O-glycosyl compounds. The transcript is spliced from 4 exons. The coding region runs from base 435 to 2777 and encodes 780 amino acids. The record is from RefSeq and is a predicted model, not a curated record. Gene Ontology annotation, biological process: carbohydrate metabolic process. NCBI's taxonomy places the organism in Eukaryota, Metazoa, Arthropoda, Insecta, Hymenoptera, Braconidae.
UGAAUAGUAUGGAUAAAUUUAUAAGAAAAAAAAAAAAGAACAUUAAAAAGAUGAAAAAUUGAAUAUGUGAAUGAAACGUAACGAGAGCUAACAAGUCAGCUCCCACUUAUUGAGAGUAGAAGGGAUUCAGUUAUUCAACUAGCUUCAUCUUUGUUUAAUCGUCAUUUGUAACAUUUUGUUCAUUGUCCAAUUGAAUACAUGUUAUUUUGCAUUAGUGUUCCAGACAAUAUCCAGUAAUGCACCUUUAUCCAAAUAUAUGAUUAUAUAUUUAUUUUUCUUGUCAUGUUAAUUUCAAUGUCAAACAUUUGUUGGAUAAACUAUUCAAUCAGUAUUCGAAAGUUUUUUAAAGUCACAAGUUUUUUUUAUUAAUAUAUAUUUUUUUUUAUUUUAUUUUAUUUUUUUCAACGUCCUUGGAGUAAUUCUCUAAUCUCGAAAUGAGCUCAAAAUUUUCAAGGGCUGAUAGUGAAAGCCCUACAUUUAGCAACAGUGGAUCAACACCAAACGGAAGUAGUCUUGGAUCGGAAACCGACGAAGAGGGCAAUGAUGAUGAAUUGAUCAAAGUACCACUUCAGACACCACCAAGACGAGUACCAAAAAUAGUAUCUUCAAUGAAUCAAAAAAAUGGUGCAAAUGAUACAAGUGAAAUAUCAGAUAUACAAAGUUUAAAUUCAACAAUAACAAGUGUCAAUAGUAUCAGUAGUUUACUCAAAGAAAAAUUACAAUUAUCAUUGCCACAAGCAUUGCGUAGUUCUAAAAAACGUCAAAAUGCUGAUUACAGAUUAAGAACAUUUGUUGGAUUUUUAUUUCUUUGUAUACUUGUUCUUGUUGGUUUUGCACAUAUUUAUUAUACUCAACAUGUAUUACAACGUGCAUAUUUUGAUAGAUUUCGUUUUAAUAAAAAUGAACGUCUUCUUAAUGUAUACAGUGCAACUGGAUCAGAAAUAAUAUCAGCACGUUUAGGUGAUGGUAUACCAAUGGAUACUGGUGUAUUUUCUUGUCUUCCAAGAGAUCAAAAAAGUGAUUCAGUAUGUCUUGAAUGGCUUCAUUAUUCAAGAUUAUAUUUAAGUCAUAGUAAACGUGAUAGUAUGUAUUGUUAUGAUAUAACAUGGUUAAGUUUAAAUAAAAAUUAUAAUCCAAAAGAUUGUUUUGAUUGGUCAUCACGUCGUGGUCAUUGGUAUGGUGCUGGACAAAUUCAUAAUAUGCCAUAUCCACUUGAAAAGGGUAAACUUGAAUUAAGUCCAUUUAUAACUGGUGAUAUUGGAAAAAAUCCAUUUGGUAAUGUAUUAAAACGUUAUUUUUUAAAUUCAAAAGGUGCAACAAUUGUUAUUGAUAAUAAAACACCAUUAUAUAUAUCAAUAAAUGAUAAUAAAACAAAUGAAUUUUGUAUACAAUCAAAACAUGAUGAAUUUUCAUAUAUAAAUCAUUUAACAUUAUUACCACAAUUAAAUUAUACAAUAUGUGCAUCUGGUAAUAUGAAAAAUUUACAUUCAUUAAUGGCUGAAAAAUCAUUAUGGGAUGGUUUAAAACCAGAUGAAGUACGUGCUGUUGAUGCAUUAUUAUCUGAACCAGUAUGGCAAAUAUCACCAACAAAUGAAGCAGCAAUAUAUAAUUAUACUGAGGAUGUUAUUGCAUUAGGUUUUUUACGUCAAGGACAUGUAUUAUUAAGUGAAGAAUGGCAAAAAUAUCCUGGUGAUUUUAGUCUUGAUGAAACAAGAUUUCCAUCAAUGGAAGAAACAAUUAAUAUUAUUAGAAGACGUGGUUUUAAAAUUGUAUUUACAAUACAACCAUUUAUAUCAACUGAAUCAUAUAAUUUUAAAGAUACUGUUACAAAUAAAUUAUUAAUAUCUGAACGUGGUAGUGAUCCAAGAAUACCAGCAUUAACACGUUAUCAUAAAAUAAAUAGUGCUGGUGUUUUAGAUGUUACAAAUAAUAAAACAUUACCAUGGUUACAAAAUAAAUUAGAUAAUUUAAUUAAAAAAUAUCAUGUUGAAUCAUUUUAUAUUGAUUUUGGUACUGCACAUGAUAUGCCACAUUAUUAUAAAUGUCAAGAGCCAUUAAUUAAUCCAGAUCAUUAUAAAACAUUAUUUAUUAAAUCAAUAAUUGGAUCAUCAUUACCAGUACUUGGUGUAUCUGGUGCAAUAACACGUCCAAAAGCACCAGUAUUUGUAUCAUUACCACCAUUUCAAUCAUCAUGGAAAGCUAUUACAAAUGUCAUACCAACAAUAUUAAAUUAUGGAAUGAUUGGUUUUCCAUUUAUAAUGCCAGGUGCUGUUGGUGGUGAUGUUGCAUUACCAAUGUCUGAUUAUGAAAUUAAUUUACCAGAUAAAGAAUUAUACAUACGUUGGCUACAGUUAUCAACAUUUUUACCAGUUAUUAGAUUUACACAUUUACCAAGUAAAUAUUCUGAUGAUAGUGUACUAGAAAUGGCUAGAAGUUUAACAACAUUACGACAAAAAACAGUAACACCAUUAUUAAAAAAAUAUGCAAAUGAAACAUUAGAUUCUGGUUUACCAAUAAUAAGACCAUUAUGGAUGUUGGAUCCAAUUGAUCCAGCUUGUCAUAUUGUUGUUGAUGAAUUUUCAGUUGGUGAAGAACUUAUUGUUGCACCAAUAUUAUAUUCAGGCAGUCGUCAAAGAGAAGUUUAUCUACCAGCUGGUGUAUGGCGUGAUGGUAUUGAUGGAAGUUUAAGAAAAGGAUCAAGAUGGAUACAUAAUUAUCGUGUUGCUGAAGAUAAAAUUGCUUAUUUUGUUAAAAUGCCGGAUAAUACAAGAUUUUAAUUUACACUAAUAAUCAACAUCAAUGUCUUAACAUUGUUUUCAUUUUUUUUUUUUUUUUAAAUUUAUUAUUAUAAAUAUUGUUUGUCGACUGAUAUAUAUCUAUAUAUUUAAAAUGUCAAUGAAACCAUAACAAUUAUUGUAUUUUUUAUUUACAUGUAUGUAUAUAAAUUACACAUCGAUAUUUAAUGCACAAUGACACUACUGAGCUCUAAAAAUAUAAUCAAAUAAUAAAAAAAUAAAGCUUUAAAUAAAAGUGUAUAGUUGCGUGAUAGUUGUGUGGGUUUUCAUGUUAGAAAAUAAUAAAAGCUCUUAAAGUUGUAUCACAUCUGGAAUGUAUUCAUACACGUAACAUCACAAAGUCUCUAGAAAUAAUAAUGUCUAUUCAACUAUUUUUUAAACAAUAUAUUUUCUAUAUUUAACAACAAAGACAUUUAGAUAUUAUUAUUUUAAUACAAAGUCAUCAUGUGUUUGUUUUUUUUUUCUUUUGUCAAAUAAAUAAAGUUUGAUCGAUUUUGUGAUGAAAAAAAAAACCAA